AUGGUGGAAUUCAUGGAAAAAAAUGGAGAUUUAUCGAAACCUCAGUGUUUGCCGCAGGGGCGUCAGUAUUGUUUAAGAAUGUGGAAAGAAUUAGCGGAACUUCUUAACAGCCAGGGAAUCGGCGAAUAUCGCAGUGAAGAAAAGUGGAGAAAAGUAUGGAGUGAUUUAAAAAAUAAUACCAAAAGGAAGUGGGCAAAAAUUAAUAGAUCGGUGCGUGGCACAGGUGGUGGGCCUGCUCUUAAAAUGUGCCUAACCGAUUUAGAGAACCGGGUUCUUACUAUGCGUGUCCAGGCAGCAACUGGAAUGCCCAUCGCUGAAAUUGGUUUUGGAAUGAUAAACAUGCAGUCAGUAUUCAAGGUAUUAAUUGAUAACUAUCAAGAUCACUACUUAGGCCUUCUUGAAAAUCUAGAAGAUAUAGAGACCAAAACUAGGCGACCUAGAGUAUUUCAAAUGCGUCGUAAUUAUUACGAAGAAUAUAAUGAGGAAUCAUUUAAAACUAGAUUCCGUUUGUCAAAACCUUCUGCACUGAACAUAAAUAAUUCCCUGGCACCUAUAAAUCAGUUACUAUUGACUUUACGGUACUAUGCAACUGGAUGUCAUCAACUGACCAUGGGUGAUUUUUCUGGAGUCAGUCUACCAACAGCUAAUCGUGUCAUCCACCGAGUAACUGCAGCAAUAGCCUCCCUGAGUCGUGAUUACAUCAAGUUUCCGCAGACUGACGCAGAUAUUAGAAAAACCCAACUAGACUUUUACAAUAUAGCCAGAUUUCCAAAAGUUAUAGGUGCAUUGGAUUGCACUCAUAUAAAGAUAAUAUCACCAGGAGGAAGCCAUGCAGAAACCUUCAGGAAUAGAAAAGGCUAUAUGUCAAUUAAUGUGCAAGCUAUUUGUAAUGCC
Molecule: messenger RNA, 894 nt
Organism: Brenthis ino (lesser marbled fritillary)
Lineage: Eukaryota; Metazoa; Arthropoda; Insecta; Lepidoptera; Nymphalidae
Source: the annotation of a GenBank genome assembly